This is a messenger RNA of Diaporthe citri, 321 nucleotides long. RefSeq lists its product as uncharacterized. Gene Ontology annotation, molecular function: oxidoreductase activity, acting on paired donors, with incorporation or reduction of molecular oxygen; monooxygenase activity; iron ion binding. NCBI's taxonomy places the organism in Eukaryota, Fungi, Ascomycota, Sordariomycetes, Diaporthales, Diaporthaceae. The transcript has 2 exons. Bases 1 to 321 code for a protein of 106 amino acids. The record is from RefSeq and is a predicted model, not a curated record.
AUGGAUGCGUCUGGCGGCACUGAGAUCGGAAAGAAGAACCCCGCUGCUUCGCUCGAGGAUAUCGCUCUUCUCGAUGCCUUUAUGAAGGAGUCUUCGCGUUUACGCCCGUCAGAUGCUAUCUCCGUGCGCAGAAAAGUCAUGUCAACUUUCAAUUUCAAAGACGGCACGCAGAUUCUUCCAGGAGACGUGGCCUGUGUGCCCAUGAAUGCAAUUCUAAGGGAUGAAGCUCACUAUCUGAACGCCGAAGACUUCUCUCCAUGGAGAUUCUUGGAUGAGAAUGGACAACUACGGAAUUCUAGCAGAUUUACAGACGUGGCUUAA